AGGCUGCCACUGAUCACUGACGGGAAACGAAAAUAAAAGGAAACAGCUGCACAACUUGCUCUAGUAUCUUCUACCUCCGCCUUCUGGUACGAAGGCGAGGUGGACCCGCCCCUUCUAGUAGGCUGGCCAGGCUUCGAUAAGCAGUGCGCGUUACUAAGUUCCAUGGAGUUUGUAAGCGCUAUAAUUAUUUCCCAAUUAAUCUCCCCCACUGUAAAAUGAUGAAUCCCGUUUUCUUCGCUGGUAUGCAUUUACUCAAAUUGCUAAUAAUGUACCAUUAAUCCGCAUACCAGUAGAGCAAGAUGGCGGCCGCCUUGGACGCGGAGAAACUGCUUGUUCAAUGUGAAGCAAUAGAAUUAGAGGCUCCAGGGGGCGUUGCUACUCCAGAAGUGUACUCAAAACUACUUGCUCUGUAUCUCUUGAACAAUGACAUGAACAAUGCCAAAUUCCUUUGGAAGAGAAUCCCCCAGCCCAUCAAGACGGCCAACCCCGAGGUGGGGCUGAUCUGGGCGGUUGGCCAGAGCAUGUGGCAGCGAAACUUCCCAGCGACCUACACCUCCCUGGGCAGGGAGUGGUCGGAGGCAGUCAAGCCUAUCAUGGAGGCUAUCACAGAGAAUAUCAGGCAGAGAAUGUUCCACCUGAUAAGCCAAGGCUACACGUCGAUAGAAGCAGAUGAGUUUGCAGCAUAUGUCGGCCUGCCCGUAGACCAGGCUAUUGCAGCUGUGAAGUCAGAGGGUUGGCAGUACAAUGCCGAAAACAAGAUGAUUUCACCCCAAAAGCCAGUUGCUCAGAUGGACCAGGCAAUUCCCAGCGAGCAGCACAUAGCACAGCUCACCGACUUCGUAUCAUUUCUUGAGAAUUAGCUUUUUGUAUAUAUUUGUACCAAUUGUAAAUACGUGUGUUAAUGUGUUCGUGUUUCUGCCGUCUGUUGGCCCUGACAUUUGUUUUUCUGCAGUCCACUGUCCUGCAUUGAAUUGGCAAGGGCGGAGCUGUCUACAUUGACUGAAAAACUUCAGUAAAAAAAAAAAUGUCGUGGGGGAUUGCAAAUGUGUCCGUGGCUUGCCUCCAGUUGUCACCACCAGCAGAAAUACGCAACUUUCGUGACAUACACGUGUGUAUGCUGAAAGAUCCAAGUCUCAAAGACCAUUCUUAUUGUGUCCGAAACUGUCUAAUGAAGCAUUGGCAAAUGUAACAUUGGUCAACCUUUUUUGUGGCCCAUGAGAACUCAACUCCUUACCCUUUCAACAUACUUGCAGCUAGAUAUCAGACUAAAAUAUAGGGAAGCUUAAAACAAAUACCACAAAGUUUAUUUUGGAGAGGAGUUGCAAUGUUACUGGUCCCUCGCUGUCAUUUAUUGUUGAGCCUCUUCACAUUCGUGUCAAGGGAUGGUCAAACUUCACUAACUGUAACAUCUGAUAUCAAACUAGUCAUUUCACAUUACUUCCCCGCAUGCCAUGUUUUGUGUAAUGAAGCAGGCUCCUCAGUACUUGAGGCUGUUCAUUCUGUUUUUUAAAAUUUUAUUUGCUUUGAAUGUUUUUUGUAAAUUGAAAAUUGGAAGAUUGUUCAUCUGUACACAAACCCUUUGUACAUGUAUAUUCCUGAUAUGUUGUUGUUUCAUGUAGGCUGUCCAUUUUAAUGGCCAGGAGAACUUGGCUGAAACAGACCUGCAUGACCACAAUGUGGCAAGUAGAAAAAGAGUUGCGUACAUGUAAAACCCUCUAUUGGUGUACCCAAAAUAACAUAAUCAUGGUAUACUUUGCACCCCAGUGGAAUAAAAUCAGCCGGUCGUCUUGACAAUUUUACAGAA
Acanthaster planci (crown-of-thorns starfish) is the source of this 1804-nucleotide messenger RNA. RefSeq names its product COP9 signalosome subunit 8 (gene cops8). The record is from RefSeq and is a predicted model, not a curated record. Gene Ontology annotation, biological process: protein deneddylation; COP9 signalosome assembly. Gene Ontology annotation, cellular component: COP9 signalosome. Lineage: Eukaryota; Metazoa; Echinodermata; Asteroidea; Valvatida; Acanthasteridae.